ACGCUGGGCUGAGAUGAUGUUGGUUGUUGUUUCAUUUGAUUAACGUGUUCAUUUUGUGGUUUCAAGAGGUAGUUUACGUGACGCACAAUUAAAACGGGUCGCUGAACGUUAUCUCAGUAAACUCAAUAUGUGAAACCAUGGAGUAAAGGCUAAAUGUCGCUGAAUAGGUCUGAAAUAAAAAGACAGUUGUUCUCCACAUUAGUCGCAAUUUAAUAACAGUCCCCUAGUACGCAGGAGGCUUGCAGCUAUGGCAGGGAAGGGUCGUGGAGUAGCUGCCUUUACGUUCAACAUUGAGGCGCUGGGCAUCGGCAGGGGCUGCAUGCCAGAAGCCAGGGUGGGGCCCAGCCCGCUGUUUCCUAGCACAGACUUCAAGCCGGUUCCGCUGAAAGCUGGCGAGGAUGAGGACUACAUGCUGGCCUUGAAACAGGAGAUGAGGGGAACGAUGCAACGGUUGCCACAUAACAUCAAGUUUCGGGCCAAUAAAGCAGAAGUGGAGAAAUACACAGAGCGAUACCUGAAGCAAAGCCAGAUGGAGGAUGACGAAUGGACUCCAGACUGGAACCUCUUCCCAAAAGAACUGAUGCCCAAAAAGAGAAAAACCCUUGCUAAAGCAGGCACAAAAAAGAAAACUGUGAAGAUAACGCGCAAAGCUGCAGAAGAAAUGCUGAAUAAACUGGAUGAAUUGGCGAAGAAAGAUGACAAGAACCCUGAAAAAUCAGAUGAAGAAACUGAAAAGAAAACACAGAAUGAGGAUGAAGAGGAAGAAAUUGAAGAGGAAGAAUAUGAGGAAGAGGACAUUGAAGAGGAAAACGACUACAUUGAAAGCUAUUUCGACAAUGGUGAAGAUUUUGCUGCCGACAGUGAAGACAACAUGGAUGGAGAAGCAACAUACUGAGAUUGUGACUCGACCAUGCAAACUCAAGUAAACAAUCACCGGGUGACUUUCACUUGGUUCAGUACUGUGGAUAA
This is a messenger RNA of Monopterus albus (swamp eel), 969 nucleotides long. RefSeq names its product polymerase (RNA) III (DNA directed) polypeptide G (gene polr3g). Lineage: Eukaryota; Metazoa; Chordata; Actinopteri; Synbranchiformes; Synbranchidae. The record is from RefSeq and is a predicted model, not a curated record. Gene Ontology annotation, biological process: transcription by RNA polymerase III. Bases 248 to 895 code for a protein of 215 amino acids. Gene Ontology annotation, cellular component: RNA polymerase III complex. The transcript is spliced from 8 exons.